AAUGUCGACCCAAUGUUCCCCCUGUUCGAACGACAUCUGUCAAGUGGAUCUUAAAGCGUCGCACCAUUUCGAAUCCGUCCGAUAAUGGCAGGCGAGACACCCAUCGAGUGGGAUUCCCUGGUCGUCUGGGAAUCCGCCGACACGGCGACUAUCUCUUCCACCGAUGUACAUGACCCGCUCUCCGCUGCUGAUGACGCGCCGUUCCCAGUCUGCGCGCCUCUCAACGCCAAGCUCUCGCUUUGGUGCGGCCCGAUCUACCGUCUACGCGUCGACGUCGUGAUCAAUUCGACUUGCGAGUCUAUGCGCCAGAGUGACGGCGAUUUCGGCAAAUUGUUGAAGGCUGCUGGACCCGAGAUUGCAGUCGAAUGCGACGCCGCUGGCGCGUGUCGCACUGGAGACGCUGUGUUGACGCGAGGGUGCAAGCUACCAGCACAGUUCAUUUUGCACACCGUCGGUCCACGAUACUUGCCCAAGUAUCAUAACGCUGCGGAGCAUGCGCUGCACUCGUGCUACCGUAGCGUUUUGACAGUCGCUAGAGAGAAUGGCCUGCGCUCAGUGGCUACUGGAUGCAUCUACACACCACGUAAAGGGUACCCGAGAGAAGAGGCUGCUCACAUAGCGGCAAGAACAGUGAGGCGCUAUCUGGAGCACUAUGGUGGCGAAUUCGACCGGGUUAUUUUAUGUAUGGAGUCAGUGCAAGACAUGAGCGUGUACGAAAGGGUGUUACCGCUUUACUUUCCGCGUAACUUUAGGGAGCAACAAGAGUCUCAGAAGUUGCUGGCCCCUCGAGAUCUUGGUAACAGCUUCGGUGAGCCCAUCAUUGCAGAGCGCAAGAUACGAAUCGGCAACCUCAGUAGCUCGUCAUUUGAUCCUGAACAACACAGCAACCAGCACGAGUUUGAGUACUUUCACAAAGAGAACCUACCACCACAACACUGCGCACUAUUUGACGAUGUCACUACAGCUCUCACAAACGAAGAAGCAGAAAGCGAUUUCCAGGCGUUUCGGACGAUGCUAGCUGAUCCAGACGCGGAGCGCUUAGGAAGACUGCAGCAGAUGCAGGAGGAACGGCAGCGUCGAGCAGCGGAGGUUGCAAUCGAGGAGCAGAAGCGCCUUGAGAAAGCUACUGCUAGCACUAAUGAAUGGGACUAUGUCGCUGCACUUCAACGCGCGAGAAAGGAAGAUUUUUCGGACCUACAGAGCCUCGGAUUCUGUUACUGUGGUGGCGUGGAUCUCGCGGGGCUGCCUGUAGUCGUCUACCUUGCUGGAAAGUUACGCGUGGACGAACUGGACAUGGAGCGUGUACUUCUUUUUGUUCUCUUGACUCUUGACACGCAACGUGCGGCUCUCACGGCAAGUAUCUCGCAAUUUAGCAUGCUUUACGUGCACUCGGACGUGACAAACGAUAACCAGCCGUCCACUGCUUGGCUCAAGCGACUCUUUCGUGUGUUCGCUGCAGUGGCAGCAUGCCACGCUUCAAGUGAUCAACCUCUGCAUAACAAAGAGACCACUUCGGCUCUUCGCUUUUUCUACGUGUUGGAGCCAUCCUUCAGCUUAAAGAUCCAGUUACUGCUGUCCAAGGGAUACUGUGAUGGUGGUGGAUUCUACAACCAGGUCGUGUAUCUGCAGAACUCCGACAUGUUGGACAGCAUUGCUCCGAAGCUCCAACUGCCACCGCAUAUCUACUCGUCCGUGUGAGUUUUGAUUCUUACUUGGUGUGAAUUGGCCGAAAGUAACCCCAUAGCUUGCACCGUUCGUUGUAAGAGAGGAUAGAGGCAUUUAUUUGUCUUUUUCAGUACAUCUACUGCUUCCAUUUUGACACCUGCUGUACGAUCAUCACCGAUUGCGCGUCGGAGCCUGCGACGAGAGUGUCGGACUCUGCAUGAACUGCCAGGGCGUUCCACGGCAGAGAUCCAGAGACGAUCGGCUGUACCUGAAGGCCACCCAGCCCCUUAGAGAAGCCGUUGGAAGAAGACGCUCCUAGCGAGCCGAACGGGGUCGAGAUCUGGCUACCUGAAGAUUCACUGUAACGCUCAUACUCGACCGGGUCGCGAGGGUUGCGACCGUGGUGGAAGUUCCAGCAGUUGACCACGGCAUCGUCGCCACCAGUGAAAAGAUACCGAGGAGAUGCAGAGUGCAGCUUCAGCGCUCGAACGGCACGUUGGUGGUAUCCCUCGGUGCGGAACGGUGCGUCAAAUUUACGCCGAUCCCAGAAGCUGAUGCUGCCGUCGUCAGCGCCAGUGAUCAGCAGUUCAGGUCGUGUUGGGUGCGUCUCUAAUGUUGUUAAAAUGCUUCUCGUGCUGGGGCUACAAUGAAACCAUUCCAAGUAGAAUUAGCCCGUUAGCGUAUUUCAAGACGCGAAAACACAAUUGAAGUGCAGCCAUCUAACGUACGCGCCGCAGGUCGUGACAGGGAACUGAUUGUUCACCGAAAGAUCCCAGACGCGAAGCUGGCUUCCAGGUGUCGAGCUAUCAAAGUAGAUACACAUUAGCUCACAAACCUCGCACACUUUCCAUGCACUAAUGCUUGAACAUACCCAGCAGUGGCAACGACAGAGUCACGUCCCAAAAACUUCACUGCGUUAAUCGGAAGUCUGCUCGUGUCCUUGUUCUCUGCGCACGUUCAACAUCCACAAACAGCUUCCAGCGUCAGUUUCUGCGUCGCAUACCCUUCAAACCCAUACCUACCAAUCUUCUCGAUGCUCACAGCAUCAUCCAGCUUGAGCCAUGCCAAAGCUCCACCGGCGCUGGCAGUCACGAGACUCGUUCUGUUCUCGCUGACCUCCACACACGUUGCUGCAGUGCCGGCAAAAACCUGCUCCCACUGUGGCACAGAAAACGCAUCCAGCGGUUUGGCAGAGUCUCCGUCGGUCAUGGAUGCACCGUCGUCUCCAGCACUGGAAGACACACGGAAGGCGAAGAUGCCGCCCGCCGAGGACGCACUGAUCAGCAAGUUCUCGCCCCUGGUCGACACGAACUGCAGAGCAUUUACAUCUCCCUCGUGCUCCACUUCGGCCAGUGUGCUCAACUCGCACGGACGCGCAUCACCUUCUCCACGUCUAGCAACAUCAACACAAUUCCAAUCAGUCGUCUCCUGUAUUGAGCAUCGAUUUUCCUGCUACAAACGCACCCAAAUUCCCUGCGGAGCUCCCUUUCGUCACGGGUUGGUCGAACAGGCAGAUGUAGCGAUACGUGGUUGGUCUGUAAAACAAAAAGACGGUAAGAAUUGAGAAGCUAAAAGCGUAAAUUAUCGACAUUGGGAGCCGA
This is a messenger RNA of Phytophthora nicotianae INRA-310, 3266 nucleotides long. RefSeq lists its product as hypothetical. The record is from RefSeq and is a predicted model, not a curated record. The transcript is spliced from 2 exons. Bases 85 to 1698 code for a protein of 537 amino acids. Lineage: Eukaryota; Oomycota; Peronosporomycetes; Peronosporales; Peronosporaceae.